Molecule: messenger RNA, 2484 nt
Organism: Fonsecaea erecta
Lineage: Eukaryota; Fungi; Ascomycota; Eurotiomycetes; Chaetothyriales; Herpotrichiellaceae
Exons: 2
Coding region: 1-2484 (827 amino acids)
Biological process (GO): transmembrane transport
Molecular function (GO): transmembrane transporter activity
Source: RefSeq, a predicted model, not a curated record
AUGGCCCAGACUAUCCGAGAACUGGAACGAUUGGUCGAAGAGGCUGUCAAGCUCGCUGAAAGCGCAGGAUCUGUUCAAAAUGACGACCAUGUGCCGGCACAACGGGACGGAAAUCUUCACGGCCCAUCACGGCGGCAGUCGCUAGGUCUCGCAAAAAAGAUCAGCACAUACCUGGAAGAAGUCACUUUGAAGACGAGCGACGUUGCGGCCUCCCCCAAAGAUGGCCAGUCCCCCAGGUCGCAAGCAACUGACAAAGAGACUGAAGACGCCAUCAUUCGCUGCCGAGGGGCAUGCAGUACCGCUGACUUGAAAGUUAUCCCUCCAGAGCCAGUCGCCGAUUCUCUGGAGGAGAGGAAGAAAAAGUUGUCCAGGGAUAGAGGAUCAACAGCAUUGCCUUCACACUCUAAAACCAAACCAGCUCAUUUCCUAGCCCCUCCUCAAAUUGGCCCUCGCAUCGCAUCUGCCAAAGGCUUCUCAGAAAGCAGAUCUUCCGCUUCAAGAACAACGCCUACCAUGACGCUGAAUGGUGGGGACCAGGCGGUCCAUUUUGACGAAGACAAGACACCGUUGUUGGGUAGCCCUCGGCCAGGCCACGAGAGGCAUUUCAGCCAGGUGUUUGGAAUCCCUUCCCGGCAUGUGAGCAUCAACCUAGCCCAUCCGCCGCCCUGUCCCUUCUACACGGUCGACCUCAAUGGCGUACAGCACAUCGACCUCCCAGAGCGAGCUCAGGAUUUGGACGUCCAUGCCACUUGUCACCACGCACCCGUGGCACGCAACUGGCCAACAUCUCGAAAGCGAUUCGCUGCAACCGUGAGCUGCAUCAACGUUGCCUGUCUUGGUUUACUUCUCGGCAUAUAUGCAGGAGAAGUUCCAGCAAUCCAGUACGUUAUCGUCGACUUCGACCGUCAGAUCAUUCUGGGCAAUCUUUUCCUCUAUCUUGGACUUUCCAUUCCGGCUUUGGUGUUGUGGCCUCUCCCCCUCUUGCACGGACGGAAACCCUACACCCUUGCAUCACUCACAUUGGCGUUAUGUUUGCAAAUCCCCCAGGGGCUGAUGGUCACAACAUUCAGAUCGCCGGAUCUCACGAGAUACCGAAUCAUUCUGCUCCUGUCUCGUGGCUUGUCAGGCUUUGUUCUUGGGUUUGCUGACAUCAAUAACCUCGCCACACUAUUGGAUGUCUUCGGUGCAUCGCUACAGAGUAACGAAUCACAUGAAAUUCCUGAUGCAUACGAUGUCCGCCGGCAUGGAGGUGGAAUGGGAUUUUGGCUAGCAAUCUGGUCAUGGUGCUCUGUUGGCUCGAUCAGCAUUGGAUUCCUAAUUGGAACCCUUAUCAUAAGCAACACUUCAGUGGACUGGGGCUUUUGGAUUUCGUUGCUUCUGCUGUUGGCCGUCAUCCUACUCAACCUCAUCGCGCCGGAAGUGCGUCGAUCAGCGUUCCGGCGAACAAUUGCAGAGAUCAUCGGCGAGGCUGGGAGCUUCAGCAGGGUUGCCCGUGGGGAAGUCAAGCUGCAUCUCACUGGGAAUGGGCCGUACUGGUGGGGUGAAGAAGUCAUGGCAGCUCUCCGGCUGAGUUGGCGGAUGGCCAAGCAACCAGGCUUGCUGGUCCUGUCCAUCUAUGCCGCCUGGGUGUAUGCGCAAUUUACCAUGGUAUUGAUGUUGCUCGGAGCUUUGGCCUCCACUGAUUAUCUCUACCGGCCUGACGAGGUUGGACUAUGCGUUCUUUCCCUGGCCUUCGGAUCAGCUUUGGCAAUACCUUUUCAGAAAGCAUCUUGGCUGAGUCGUGCUCGGUAUCAUCCCCCUCGUACAGACAGCAUGACCUUUCAGAAGGCGAUGGUGUGGCGGUCACAUACGGUUCGCCGGAUAUUCUUCACAGUCUUUCUCCCGCUGGUAGCUAUCGGGUUCGCCUUAUCAUCAAGAAAGCCACCCUUCCCUAUCGCCGUGCCGUGCGUGUUUGCCGCUUUUGUGGGGUUUGGCUCGAACUUGGCCAUUGCAGAGUGUUAUGCUCAAAUGAUGCUAGCCUUCGACACGUCGGACUUGCAACCUGGAAUGACUGGACGCCCCGUGCGAAAACCAGUGGUCGGACGAACACGUCAACUGCGCACAAAUUUCUCCUGUUAUCCUCGAGUUAGUGCAGGUAUGGCCGUAACUCAGUUUCUAAAGUUCAUCUUCGGCGCCGUCGCCACUGGCAUUGGGGGUCGAGUGGAGAGAAAGUAUGGCGGUAUGCAGGCAGCUGGCAUCGUCGCCGGUGUCCUUAUGGCACUAACUCUCCUUCUCACUGUGGUCCUCUUCAGACGGAAGAGUGUCCAGAUGAUCCCAGAUCGACAGGAUGGUGGAGAAGGAGAGGGGGAAGAAUGGGAGCCUGUGAUUUUGGGUGACCCAAGUGGGCGGACACGCAAGAUCAAUAUCCUGGAGGCCGGCGAAUACACUCGAUGGUCAGUGAUUCGACAGCGAAACCGGUUGACCAGUCGACGUGCCGGCGCGUGA